AUGAAAACUGUUGUUGUUGUCUUGCUUUUGAACCCAACGCCCACUACCAAAAUGAACCAAACCAACGAAACCAAUUUCGACCAACUCCGUCACGCCCAUGGAAAGUGUGAUAAGGACGGAAAAUGUGACAAGAAACUCGAAGAGCUCCACCAUGGAAUCGGAGAAGGAACUCACGGAGGCAUAGACCAUACCAACAAGGGAAACUGUGACGAUCGUCUCGGAUGUCAUGAGGAUAUGGAGAAGAGAAGAGAGUCAGAUGUGAGAAAUAAGGAGAUGUGA
Molecule: messenger RNA, 279 nt
Organism: Caenorhabditis remanei
Lineage: Eukaryota; Metazoa; Nematoda; Chromadorea; Rhabditida; Rhabditidae
Exons: 2
Coding region: 1-279 (92 amino acids)
Source: RefSeq, a predicted model, not a curated record